Molecule: messenger RNA, 3846 nt
Organism: Egretta garzetta (little egret)
Lineage: Eukaryota; Metazoa; Chordata; Aves; Pelecaniformes; Ardeidae
Gene: ADAMTS19
Product: ADAM metallopeptidase with thrombospondin type 1 motif 19
Exons: 23
Coding region: 1-3846 (1281 amino acids)
Biological process (GO): extracellular matrix organization; proteolysis
Cellular component (GO): extracellular matrix
Molecular function (GO): metalloendopeptidase activity
Source: RefSeq, a predicted model, not a curated record
AUGGGUGGCCAGAUAAUGCGUCCCUCCGCGCUGAGGCGCGUUGCAACACACGCUCGCCUGCCCGAGAUGGUGGUUCUCAUGCGCAGCCCUGUCGUCUCAGCAGUGCUGUUCCUACCCUGUGCCCCUGAGCAGGAGUGGAGACAUCUAGCGGCUGCCCUGUCCACCAUCUGUAAAGACAGGAUGAAAGGGCCAAAUGGAUCCCCCUGCAUUUUGGGUGGCAUGCUUGGUGGGCUUGGAGCCAGAAGGAGCAUGUGGUGGGGGGCAUGGGGUAAGUUUCUGGCAGGCGCUGUGUGCUGCUGGGUGCUCCAUUCACUUAAAGCAUCUGCUGGCCUUCCCGCAGGUCUCCAUGCUUCAGAAGAAACUGAGGAGUGGGAGAUCGUCUUCCCCGCGCUGUGGAGCCGGGGCCAGCAGGAGCCGGCGGGUGGCAGUGGUGGUGGUGGUGGGGGCUGCAGUACAGACCCCAGCUGUGGGAACCGGAGCAGCACCCUCAGUGCCCCCAUCACACCUAGCCCAGUGGCCGGCAGUUCCAGGGAGGUGCGUUCAGUCUCCUCCUCGGUGGAGGGGCAGGCGCAGGCUGUGGGGGAGGCAGCAGAGGAAGAGGAUGCUGAGGAUGAGUAUGAGUCUCAGGAGUUUUACCACUGGUCCCCCCUGCCCCAGGGGUCUGGUGCUGCCUCUCAGUUGCCAUUGCCACCAUCCUCCCCGCCACCACGUCCAGCAGAGGACGGAGAUGAGGUGCUGCUGAGGAUCCCAGCUUUUGCUCGGGAGCUCUACCUGCUGCUCAAGAGGGACAGCCGCUUCCUGGCUCCUGGCUUUGCCGUGGAGGAGCGGCUCGGGGGCGAGGGCAAAAGCCCACCUGGUGCUGCACAGUCACAACCUGAGAGAGCUUGUUACUACAGUGGUGCUGUCCUCCGCUACCCGGGCUCCUUCGCCUCCUUCAGUACCUGUGGUGGACUGAUGGGAUUUAUACAGAUUAAUGAGGACUUCAUAUUUAUUGAGCCACUCAAUCGCACUUUGGCUGUGACAGGUCAUGCACACAGGGUGUACAGACGAAAAAGGUCCAUAGAGGAGAAAAUUGCUGAAAAGCCAGCUUCUCAGAAUCAGUACUGUGGUAUUGUUACAGAUAAAAGAAAAUCCAAGAAUCAAAAAGUAUCAGAAAGUGGAAGAGGAAAACGAUACUCGUACAAAUUACCUCAGGAGUACAAUAUAGAAACUGUUGUGGUGGCAGAUCCAGCUAUGGUUUCAUAUCAUGGAACAGACGCUGCCAGAAGAUUUAUUCUAACCAUCUUGAACAUGGUUUUUAACCUUUUCCAGCACAAGAGCCUUGGACUACAAGUAAAUCUUCGAGUGACUAAACUUGUCCUCCUUCAUGAGACUCCAGCAGAUAUGUAUAUUGGACAUCAUGGGGAAAAAAUGCUUGAAAGCUUUUGUAAGUGGCAACAUGAAGAAUUUGGGAAGAAGAAUGAUAUACACUUAGAAAUGUCAACAAGCUGGGGAGAAGACAUGUCUUCAGUUGAUGCAGCCAUACUGAUCACAAGGAAGGAUUUCUGUGUACAUAAAGACGAACCAUGUGAUACUGUUGGUAUAGCAUAUCUGAGUGGAAUGUGCAGUGAAAAACGAAAAUGUAUAAUUGCAGAGGACAACGGUUUGAAUCUUGCUUUUACCAUUGCCCAUGAAAUGGGUCACAACAUGGGGAUAAACCACGACAAUGACCACCCAUCCUGUGCAGAUGGUCUCCAUAUCAUGUCUGGGGAAUGGAUUAAAGGACAGAAUCUUGGGGAUGUUUCAUGGUCUCGGUGCAGCAGGGAAGAUCUGGAAAGAUUUCUCAGGUCAAAGGCCAGUAACUGUCUGCUACAGAUGAAUCCUCAGAGCCUCAACUCUGUGAUUAUUCCCUCCAAGCUCCCAGGAAUGACGUAUACUGCAGAUGAACAGUGUCAGAUUCUUUUUGGACCAACCGCUACCUUUUGCCAGGAAAUGCAGCACGUCAUUUGUACUGGGUUGUGGUGUAAGGUGGAAAGUGAGAAGGAAUGCAAAACUAAACUGGAUCCACCAAUGGAUGGAACAGACUGUGACACUGGAAAGUGGUGUAAGGCUGGAGAGUGUAUCAAUCGGACCUCUUUUGCGGAGCAUAUGGAGGGGGAGUGGAGCACGUGGAGCACUUGUAGCCGUACUUGCAACACUGGAAUCAGCAGUCGACAACGCAAAUGCCCUGGUUCAGGCCUUGAAGGAGAAUGUCACGGUCCCACAAUGCAGUACAGAGUAUGUGAAAAUCCUUCUUGUCCUGCUGGCGUGCCUGCCUUCAGGGACUGGCAGUGCCAGGCUUUCAGUGUCAGAUCCUCAUAUCAGAAGCACGUGCACCAGUGGCAGGCUGUCAUCAAUGAUGAAAAGCCAUGUGCCUUAUUCUGUUCACCGGCUGGAAAGGAUCAACCUGUUCUUCUAACUGAAAAGGUGAUGGAUGGGACUUCUUGUGGCCAGCAUGGGUUAGAUGUCUGUGCAGAUGGUAGAUGCCAGAAAUUUGGCUGUGAUGGCAUAGUAGGAUCUCUGGCUCGUGAAGAUCAUUGUGGUGUAUGCAAUGGUAAUGGAAAGUCAUGCAAAGUUAUUAAAGGUGAUUUUAACCAUACCAGAGGAACAGGUUAUGUGGAAGCUUUGGUGAUACCUGCAGGAGCAAGGAGAAUCAAAGUUGUGGAAGAAAAACCAGCUCACAGUUAUUUAGCUCUUCGAGAUGCUGGAAAACAGUCAAUCAAUAGUGACUGGAAGAUAGAGCAUUCAGGAACAUUCAAUAUUGCUGGGACCACUGUCCAUUAUGUUCGGAGAGGUCUCUGGGAGAAAAUAUCAGCCAAAGGUCCCACAACAUCACCUUUACAUUUACUGGUGCUGCUCUUCCAUGACCAGAGCUAUGGUCUACACUAUGAAUACACAAUCCCACUGGAUCCUCUUCCCGAGAACCAGAGCUCUAAGGUACCAGAGCCUCUCUUCAUGUGGACUCAUUCUGGCUGGGAAGACUGUGAUGCUGUAUGUGGAGGAGGUGAAAGAAAGACAACAGUUUCUUGCACAAAGAUUAUGAACAAGAAUAUCAGUCUUGUGGACAGCAAGAAGUGCAAAUAUUUAACGAAACCUGAACCACAGAUCCGCAAGUGCAAUGAGCAGCCGUGCCAGACCAGAUGGAUGAUGACAGAAUGGACUCCGUGUUCAAGGACAUGUGGAAAAGGGACCCAGAACAGACAAGUAGCCUGCACACAGCAGCUCAGAAAUGGGACCCUGAUCAGAGCUAGGGAGAGGGAUUGCCUUGGGCCAAAGCCUGCUUCUGCUCAGCGCUGUGAAGGCCAGGACUGCAUGACUGUGUGGGAGGCGGGAGUCUGGUCCGAGUGCUCUGUAAAGUGUGGUAAAGGAGUACGGCAUCGGACUGUGAGGUGCACCAAUCCCCGCAAGAAAUGUGUUUUGUCCACAAGACCUAAGGAAGCAGAGGACUGUGAGGACUAUUCCAAAUGCUACGUCUGGAGAAUGGGAGACUGGUCUAAGUGCUCCAUCACCUGUGGCAAAGGGAUGCAGUCCCGAGUCAUCCAGUGCAUGCACAAGAUCACGGGAAGGCACGGCAAUGAAUGCUUUUCCUCAGAAAAGCCUGCAGCCUACAGACCCUGUCAUCUCCACCCCUGCAAUGAGAAAAUUAAUGUUAACACAAUAACAUCACCCAGGUUAGCUGCUUUAACUUUCAAGUGCCUGGGAGACCAGUGGCCUGUGUACUGCAGGGUGAUAAGAGAGAAGAACCUCUGUCAAGACAUGAGGUGGUACCAGCGGUGCUGUGAGACGUGCAGGGACUUUUAUGCGCAAAAAAUGCAACAGAAGAGUUGA